Molecule: messenger RNA, 632 nt
Organism: Neolamprologus brichardi
Lineage: Eukaryota; Metazoa; Chordata; Actinopteri; Cichliformes; Cichlidae
Source: RefSeq, a predicted model, not a curated record
CACACAGCGUCUGUAACGAAACGGCAUGCUAGCUGAAGUCGACGAGCAGGUUGUAAACAUUUGAGUUUUCCCGAAGAGACUGAACACACAUGGCACCAACAGAUCAAAAAACGAAGAAUGAGAAGUUUGCAGGGAAAGAGGGCGACUUGGCGAAAACAAAAAGUGGCGCGAAGGGUGUCAAAAAGAAAAGAAAAUGGAUCUCCGAUCAGAAAUUAUUCAAAGGCAGCGUAAAAGAAGGUCAAGGAUUUGCUUUCAACAGGAAGCAGAAAGUCAAACAUGAAUACAACAAACUGCUGCGAAAGGAAAAGAAGAAGAACCCAGGGUCCAAAAACCUGUACAAAGAAGAGUAUCCAGAACACCUCAGGCAUCUGUACGAGGCUGAGGCAGAGAAACUGAAGAAAGAAGCCUGGACAAACAGAGUGAACAGGAGUAAGCUGAGGAUGAAAGGGCAGGCGAAAGAGAUGGGGGAAGGUGAUGGAGAGGAAGAGGAUGAUGAUGAUGAUGAUGAGGCACAGCAGACCGAGGCAGCUGGUGAAGAAGAAGUUAGUGGGGGAUCUGAGGUGAAAGAGUCAGCGUCCGGGAACCAAGCUGAGCCAACGUCAGCUUCACAGAGAACCUGCAACCAGGUUUAA